Aureococcus anophagefferens is the source of this 168-nucleotide messenger RNA. RefSeq lists its product as hypothetical. The record is from RefSeq and is a predicted model, not a curated record. The annotation marks the transcript as partial. The transcript has a single exon. Gene Ontology annotation, cellular component: periciliary membrane compartment; cilium. NCBI's taxonomy places the organism in Eukaryota, Pelagophyceae, Pelagomonadales, Pelagomonadaceae. Gene Ontology annotation, molecular function: GTPase activator activity. Gene Ontology annotation, biological process: post-Golgi vesicle-mediated transport.
GUCUUCGUCCGCGACUGCAAGAACUGCACCGUCUCUCUCGCGUGUCAGCAGCUACGAACCCGCGACUGCGCCGACACGACGUUCUACCUCUACGCGGCGACGGAGCCCAUCGUCGAGUCGUCGCAGAACCUCUCCUUCGCGCCCUUCAACGUCGCCUACGACGGCCUC